AUGGAAGGGGUGAACCGAACCAGAGUGGAUGAGUUUAUCUUCUUGGGGCUGACGGAUAACCCCAUCCUGGAGACGGUGUUCCUCGUGACGUUCUCCGUCACCUACGUGCUCACCCUCCUGGGGAAUCUGCUCAUUGUCGUCACGGUGGCUUCCACCCCCCGCCUUCACACCCCCAUGUACUUCUUCCUGGGCAACCUGUCCCUCAUUGACAUCUGCCACUCAUCCGUCACCGUCCCCAAGAUGCUGGAGGGCUUCCUGUCAGAGAGCAAGUCCAUCUCCUUCGACGGCUGCGUCGCCCAGCUCUUCUUCCUGCACCUCUUCGCCUGCUCCGAGAUCUUCCUGCUGACCGUCAUGGCAUACGACCGCUACGUGGCCAUCUGUGUCCCGCUGCGCUACCCCACCGUGAUGACGGUCAAGGUCAGCGUCCAGUUGGUCUCCGCGUUGUGGCUGGGGGGUGCCAUCCACUCCCUGGUCCAGACCUUCUUGACCAUCCGCCUGCCCUACUGCGGGCCCAACGUCAUCGACAACUACUUCUGCGACGUGCCACAGGUCAUCGGGCUGGCGUGCACGGACACCUACCUCACCGGGAUGCUCAUCGUAUCCAACAGCGGGGCCAUCUCCCUGUUCUGUUUCCUGGCCCUGUCGGCCUCCUACGCGGUCAUCCUGGCCUCCCUGAGGAGGCAGUCGGCCGAGGGACGCCGGAAGGCCCUGUCCACCUGCUCCGUCCACUUCGUCAUGGUGGUGUUUUUAUUCGGACCCUGCAUUUUCCUCUACACCCGGCCUCACAGCACAUACGCCGCCGACAAGGUGGUGUCCAUCUUCUACACCGUCAUCACCCCUUGGCUCAACCCCCUCAUCUACACCCUGCGGAACGAAGAGGUGAAGAAGUCGAUGAGGCAGCUCAGGAAAAGACGAGUCUUUAUCUUGAGAUCUUGCUUCUGA
Tachyglossus aculeatus (Australian echidna) is the source of this 942-nucleotide messenger RNA. RefSeq names its product olfactory receptor 1509-like. The transcript has a single exon. The coding region runs from base 1 to 942 and encodes 313 amino acids. Gene Ontology annotation, molecular function: G protein-coupled receptor activity; olfactory receptor activity. NCBI's taxonomy places the organism in Eukaryota, Metazoa, Chordata, Mammalia, Monotremata, Tachyglossidae. Gene Ontology annotation, cellular component: membrane. Gene Ontology annotation, biological process: G protein-coupled receptor signaling pathway. The record is from RefSeq and is a predicted model, not a curated record.